Messenger RNA from Fonsecaea nubica, 1803 nucleotides. RefSeq lists its product as hypothetical. Gene Ontology annotation, biological process: transmembrane transport. Gene Ontology annotation, molecular function: transmembrane transporter activity. The transcript is spliced from 4 exons. Bases 1 to 1803 code for a protein of 600 amino acids. The record is from RefSeq and is a predicted model, not a curated record. Lineage: Eukaryota; Fungi; Ascomycota; Eurotiomycetes; Chaetothyriales; Herpotrichiellaceae.
AUGGACGGACAAAAACAAGAGCAGAGUGGAGCCGAUAUUGAGCAGAAUAUUGCCCUCAUCAAGGAUCCUUCUCUAAAAUGGAAGCCAUCGACAGCAGAAGCUCUGGUCAUGGUGACAUUGGCCAUCAUCUCGUUAAUGGUCAGCCUCGACGCCACUGUCAUUGUCACAGCCUUGUCGACCAUUGUCCAGGCCUUGAAUGCGACAUCCACGCAAGGGUUUUGGAUAGGUACCUCCUACCUCCUUGUCGUAGCGGUCACGAUGCCAUUCACUGCCUCUAUCAGUGACAUUGUCGGGCGUCCACAGACGCUAUUCACUGUCUUGCUGAGCUUUACCGUCGGAACCAUUCUUUGCGCCACAGCCCACAGCAUCGGCAUCAUGCUCGUGGGCCGUUGCCUGCAGGGCAUCGGUGGUGGCGGUGUCAUCAUUCUCUCCCUCGUCAUCUUUUCCGACAUUGUACCCUUGCGAUUUCGACCACAAUAUGUCGGCGUCCUUCAAGGAGCAUGGGCCUUGGGAAGUGUCAUCGGGCCCAUCAUCGGCGGUGCCUUUGCCAGCCCGACUCGCUGGCGCUGGGUCUUCUAUCUGAUGCUGCCAUUCUGUGCCGUGGGCUUGGUUUUUGUGCCGCUGUUCGUCCGCCUCAGGCGUCCCGAGGCCACCCUGAGGGAGAUGCUGGGCCGUGUCGACUGGAUCGGUGGGGUGUUGUUCAUCUCUUCCGCUACGAGCUUCCUCAUCGCCAUCUCUUGGGGCGGCACCACUUAUGCUUGGAGCCACUGGAGAACCCUUGUGCCCUUGUUGGUCGGCCUGGCCGGCCUGGUCGCCACCAUGGUAUGGGAAAGGUUCGGUGCCAAAGAGACUGCCUUCUUGAGACAUUCGCUCUUCCACGUGUGGUCGGCCCAUGCCAUCUAUUUCGGUGCCUUCGCUCAAGGCCUGAUUCUCUAUGCACAACUCUACUACAUCCCUUUCUUCUUCGAGGCCGCAAAACAGUACUCUCCACUCCGCACCGGCGUCUCCCUCCUGCCCGUGCUGCUGACCCUUGUACCUGCUUCGGUGAUUGUCGGCGCCGCCAUCACGCGGACCGCCAAGUUCCGCUGGGCCAUCACCACUGGCUGGGUGCUGGCGACACUGGGCACGGGCUUGAGCAUUUCAUGGGACCGGGGCACGCACACGGCCGUGUGGGCGGUGGAGAUGAUUGUGCUUGGGUUCGGGCACGGAUUGAACCUCAACGCACUGAACACGGCGUCUCAGGCAGCGUGCAAGCCCGGUGAUGAGGGUCGUGCCGUCGGGAUGUAUGCAUUCCUGCGCAGCCUGGGAAUGGCUAUCGGUGUUGGCGUCGGCGGCUCCGUCUUCCAGAACGUUAUGAAGGCCAAACUCGCCAGCCAGGGCCUGCCCACGGAUAUCGCGCUGCAGGCCGAGGCAUACCUUGAGGUACUCAAGCAGACGCCAGCUGGUGACUCGGCUGCUCAAGCACGCGCCGUUGCCGUGAUCGACGCCUACAUCGCUGGCUUUCACGGUGUCUUCGCCUUCCUGACUGGACUGGCCGGGCUAGCCCUGAUAGUCGGCCUGAUCAUCCAGCACUUUGAGAUCAACAAGGCCCUCAUCUCCGAGCACAAGCUCGUUUCCGCCGACGGCUACCACAGCCACAACAACAGCGAUAGCCUCCUCAGCUGGGGCCGCGUCAGCCACGGUACCCGCAGCGGCUGGACCACCGCUGACCAUUCGCGCCAGCCCAGUCUCGAGCGCGGCGGCCGCACCGGGCAUCAGCAACAGCAGCACGAGGGCACCAUUGUCGCUGCAGAGCAGGUCUGA